AUGUUAGGACAAGGAAAAAUAAGAAAUUUAAAUCAGUUAGAAAAUUUAGCCCGAUUAUUAAUGCCUUUUCUCAAACCCAAUGUUUAUUUAAUUUUACAAGGCGAAUUAGGAGUAGGGAAGACCACUUUAACUCAACUAAUCGCAAAAAAUUUAAGAAUUACCGAGCAGAUAACUUCACCUACUUUUACCAUUUGUCAGCGUUAUCAAAUAAAAAAUGAUUACUACCUUAACCAUUUUGACUUUUUUCGUUUAAAUACUAGCGAUAAUUUAGAUGCUUUUCAAGAAUUAACUUUGGAUAAUUUAAAUAUUAUUGAAUGA
Molecule: messenger RNA, 318 nt
Organism: Entrophospora sp. SA101
Lineage: Eukaryota; Fungi; Glomeromycota; Glomeromycetes; Entrophosporales; Entrophosporaceae
Source: the annotation of a GenBank genome assembly